AUGGGGACAGGGCUCAGUGGGGCAGGGAGUGAAUGGAGAGGGGGGGAAAACGCGAUCCCCUCGGGGCUGCGACCGCCACGAAGGGGGCAGACACAGGCGGGGACGCUGCCCAGCCGGGCCAAGGCCCUCCUGGCCCCGCAGCCCCCGGGGCCGGGCCGGGGCUCCGGGCGGAGCUGCCGGCGGUGCCGCAUUCCGGAGAAGCCGCCUCCGCCGGCGGCCGGUGCCAGCAGGCGCUGGCAGACCGGGCGGGGGAGGGGGCGGCUCUGCAGCCCCCGGGGCGCCGGGGAUCGCUGCCAGCCCGGCCCGCCCCGGCCGCGGCUCCGGGGACCGCCGGGACCUCCCGGUUCCUCCACGGGGAACGGCGUCCUGAGCUCCCCACGGCACAAAAACGGGGACAGCCCCCCCCGGUCUGACCCCCACAUCCCUCCGUGUCCCCCACAUCCCUCCCGACCCCCGGGCAGCCCCCGGCCCCCGGAGCGGGGCCGCCUCCGCAGCGCGGCGAGCGCCGGGCGCCGGGAGCCUCCGGUUUUUUAUGAGCCUGGCACAAGCACCGGGCACCGGAACCUCGUACCGAGGCCGGGCACCGGAGCAUUGCAACGAAACCGUUCGCGGGAACCGUGCACCAAAACCUUCCACCGGAGCUUUGCCCAGGAGCCGUUCUCCGGAGCUUUACACCGGGGCCGUGCAGGGAGCGCGGGGCCGCAUUGCGGGGCCGGGCCUUGCCGGUUCCCGCACAUUCGGCGGGGCACCGGGGAAACAAAAAUCCCGACAAUUGAACGGAAAGCGCAGCUCCGCCACCGGGACCGGCACCCCCGGCACAGCCGGUCCCGGAGCAGAUGUCGGCGGCUCCCCCGCAGCCCCGCGUCCCCCUCCUCCCCUCCGCGGGGCCAUCCCCCCUUCGCCGCCGCCGCUCCGGCCGCGACCCCGGUGCCGCCGGUGGCGGAAGGGCCGCACAUGCACGGCCUCGGCCCCGCGGAGCCUCCGCCCGGCCCCUCGGUUGUCCCCGCGUCCUCCUGGGGUUUUCCGCCCGAGAAACGAGUCCCGGGAGGACGGUGGGGCCGGAGCCGUCGGAAGAGGAUCCGCGGCUCUGGGGAGAGCGGCGAGCGCCGGGGCCCGACCGGGGGCUCGGGGGCCGCUGCGGAUCCGUUCCCCGGCUCGGGCCCGACACCGGCGGCUCCGCCACCGGGCCCAGCACCCCCGCUGCGGCCCCGGCGCUCGGUGAUCCCGGGGAGAACCGGUCCCCACGACCGGGAGCGCAGUGCCUGGCGCUGCCCGGUGCCGGCGGCCGUCGGGCGGCGGCGAGCCCCGGUGGUGCUGUCGGUAAGUGAACCGACGGCCGUUAAGAAGCCCGAGCGCCCGUUCAGCACCGCCGCAGCGGACAGCUCCGCUCCGGGCACCGGCCCCGCGCUGCCAGGGCUGCACCGGGCACCGGGCAGCGCUACCGGGUACCGAGAACGGCACCGGACAUCGGCGAUCCCGGGGCUCCCAUGGGCACCGGCUCCUUCAACCGGUGCGGGAGCUUCCGGGACUCCAACGGGCGCCAGCAGCCGGCACAAACAUCGGCGCUGGCACCGGCGCUGGCACCGGGCACCGAGCCGAGGCUCCAUCGGGAAGCAGCACCGGGAACCGGCACCAGCCCCGGGACCUGACCGGCUUCCCGGGGCCGCCGCCGAGGAACCGGCCUUGGCCGCCGCCGCCGCGCAGCCUUGCCGAGGCCACCGGCACCGCGGCCCUGUGCCAGCCCCGGGCACCGAGCCCCGAGCUCCCGCUCCCAGGGGAGCGCAGCGGUGUCACCGCCGGUGGACCGAGCAGGGCCCGCCGCACCGGAUCCCGGUGCCUUUAUUGGUGAGGGGGGGACACCGCCUCCCCGGUCCCGGGGGGGACACCCGUGGGGCACGGCCGCGUUAUAUCGGCGCCGCCGCCCCGCGGGCCGCGCAUUCGGGCGGCGGGAGCGGCGCCGGCACCGCCGGGGGCGGGACGGGGGGGGCUCGGCCCGGUGCCCCCCGGUGCCCCCGGGGGCGGAAGGAAAGCGGCGAAGGCGGCGGAGUCAACAUUGAAUAUUUAUUAAUCGCCGUCGAAGGACGCUCGGUAAUUACAGCCUCGCCGCGAUCGCACCGGCGGCGGCUCGUCACGGCCGACGAGUCCUGGCGGGGCCGGGACCGGGAGCGGGCGGCGGGAUCGUCCGGCGGGGCCGGGGGGGGGCGGCCCCGGCAGGGAGGGGAGGGGGCCGGUGCAUGCAGAACGGCCGGGCCCCCGGCCCCGCGCCCCGAGCGCCGCCGCCGCCGAGCGGGCUCCGGGCGGCGGGGACGGGGACCGGGAACCGGGACCGGGGAGCGGGAUCGGCGCCCGGCGCGGGGGGGUCUUGCAUAUCGUUGGCCAUAA
Molecule: messenger RNA, 2382 nt
Organism: Melozone crissalis (California towhee)
Lineage: Eukaryota; Metazoa; Chordata; Aves; Passeriformes; Passerellidae
Product: collagen alpha-1(III) chain-like
Exons: 4
Coding region: 1-2382 (793 amino acids)
Source: RefSeq, a predicted model, not a curated record